Messenger RNA from Colletotrichum higginsianum IMI 349063, 2514 nucleotides. RefSeq names its product FAD dependent oxidoreductase. NCBI's taxonomy places the organism in Eukaryota, Fungi, Ascomycota, Sordariomycetes, Glomerellales, Glomerellaceae. The transcript has a single exon. The coding region runs from base 1 to 2514 and encodes 837 amino acids. Gene Ontology annotation, molecular function: oxidoreductase activity; protein binding. The record is from RefSeq and is a predicted model, not a curated record. Gene Ontology annotation, cellular component: mitochondrion.
AUGGAUCCCUCCCAGCGCGUCGUCAUCAUCGGGGCCGGCAUCGUCGGCACCAACAUCGCCGACGAGCUGGUUGCCCGGGGAUGGACCAACAUCACCGUCGUCGAACAGGGGCCGCUGACCAUGCCGGGCGGCUCGACGUCCCACGCGCCCGGCCUCGUGUUCCAGACGACCGGCUCCAAGACGCUCAGCUCCUUUGCCAAGUACACCGUCCAGAAGCUCCUGUCCAUUGGAUGCUUCAACCAGGUCGGCGGCCUCGAGGUGGCGGAGACGCCCGAGAGGCUCGAGGAGCUCAAGCGCAAGCACGGAUACGCCUCCUCCUGGGGCAUCGAGGCCCGUCUCCUCACCGCCGACGAGUGCAAGAGCAUCUACCCUCUGCUGAGCACCGACGUCGUCCUCGGCGGCCUGCACAUCCCGUCCGACGGUCUGGCGCUGGCCGCCAACGCCGUCCAGUUGCUCAUCCAACGCACCCGCGAGGCCGGCGUCCGGUAUCUCGAGCACACCCUGGUCACCGGCAUCGAGCAGAGCGACGGACGCGUCACGGGGGUGGCGACAAGAAACGGCGUCAUACCCGCCGAUCUAGUCCUCUCCUGUGCCGGCUUCUGGGGCGUCGAGGUCGGCGCCAUGGUCGACCUCCCCAUCCCCCUCCUCCCCGUCGGACACCAGUACGCAAAGACGAAGCCCGUGCCGGCGCAGAAGGGGAAGAAGCUCGCCGCGAACGGCGCCCAGCUCCCGAUCCUCCGGCACCAGGACCGCGAUCUCUACUACCGUGAGCACGGCGAACAGUACGGCAUCGGCUACUACGGCCACCGCCCCUUGCCGGUGGUCGCCGCCACGCUGGGCGAGACCCCCAAGCAGGUCGACGAGCACAACAUGCCGUCCCGCCUCGACUUCACGCCGGACGACUUCGCGCCGGCGUGGGAGCUUACCAAACGGCUCCUCCCCGCCCUCGCAGAGAGCGAGAUCGAGCACGGCUUCAACGGCAUCAUGUCCUUCACCCCGGACGGCGGUCCCCUCGUUGGCCGGGCGCCCAACCUCGAGGGGUUCUUCGUCGCCGAGGCCGUCUGGGUGACGCACUCGGCCGGCGUCGCACGCGCCGUCGCCCAGCUCCUCACCACCGGCAAGUCCGAGGUCGACCUCUCCGAGUGCGACAUCUCGCGCUUCGAGCAGGUCCAGCUCGCUCCCGAGUACGUCAAGGAGGUCUCGACACAGAACUUCGUCGAGGUCUACGAUAUCCUGCAUCCUCUCCAGCCGCGCGAGUCCCCUCGCAACCUCCGCGUCAGCCCUUUCCACGCCCGCCAGAAGGCACUCGGCGCCUACUUCCUCGAAGCCGGCGGCUGGGAGCGUCCGCAGUGGUAUGAGGCCAACGAGAACCUUCUUGGCCUGUUGCCCGACAAGUGGAAGCCCAGAGAGCGCGACGCUUGGUCUGCCAGGUACUACUCGCCGAUAGCUGCUGCGGAAGCGUGGAAGACGCGGACCGCCGUGGCCAUGUACGACCUCACCCCCAUUCGCCGUCUGGAAAUAUCUGGCCCGGGGUCUGUUGACCUGCUUCAACGGCUGACGACGAGUGACAUGGCGAAGGAGCCGGGAGCCGUCUCGUUCACGCUUCUCUUGGACGAGCAGGGCGGCGUUCUCAGCGACAUCUUUGUCGCCAGACUCCGCCGCGAUCUGUUCCAGCUGGCCGUCAACGGGCCUGUCGACCUCGCCUACUUGUCCCGGGAGGCUCGCCUCCAGACGAGAGCAUCUCCGGCAAAGUUCGUCCAGGUCCGUGAAACCACCGGCGGGACGAGUGGCAUCGGGCUCUGGGGUCCUCGGGCGGCCGAGGUUGUCGCCGGCAUCAGCUCCGACAACCUCAGGGACAUGCCUCAUUCCCGCGUCAAGUCCGCCAUCAUCGCCGGCAUCCCCGUAACCGUCAUCAGCCUGUCCUUCGUCGGCGAGCCCGGGUGGGAGAUCUACUCCAGUGCGGAGAACGGCCCGCGCCUCUGGGAUACCCUAUGGCAAGCUGGCCAGCCACAGGGAAUCAUCGCAGCGGGCCGCAGUGCUUUCAGCGCCCUCCGGCUUGAGGCGGGAUUCCGGACAUACGGCGUCGACGUCACCACGGAGCACAACCCCUUCGAGGCCGGCCUCGGCUUCGCCAUUGACACGGAGAAGCGGGGUUACGUCGGUUACGACGCCAUCACAAGAUUAUCAAAAGAGACACCGUCCCGGCAACUGCGCUGCCUCGCCGUCGACGGCGGCCGCUCGGUCGUCUUGGGCAAGGAACCUGUUUUCCUCGACGGGAAAGCUGUUGGGUACGUCACAAAUGCCGCGUUCGGAUACACCAUCGGCAAGCCCAUCGCGUACACCUACCUGCCCAGCACCGUGAAAGAAGGUUCGGGCGUUGAAAUCGAGUAUUUUGGGCGGCGGAUCAAGGCAACCGUCACUGCAGAGCCACUGCGCAAGGCUCCAGAAGGCGUCUCGGCAGCAUCGUCGUCGACGACGACGACGAAGCGCGUGCCCAUCAGGUCACGCCUGUGA